Messenger RNA from Cavia porcellus (domestic guinea pig), 6906 nucleotides. RefSeq names its product proline rich coiled-coil 2A (gene Prrc2a). NCBI's taxonomy places the organism in Eukaryota, Metazoa, Chordata, Mammalia, Rodentia, Caviidae. Bases 248 to 6724 code for a protein of 2158 amino acids. The record is from RefSeq and is a predicted model, not a curated record. The transcript is spliced from 31 exons. Gene Ontology annotation, biological process: cell differentiation.
CUUUUUUUCCCACACUGUUUCCACCCACAAAUGAAUGCCUGGUCAUUGUGGCGUGGACUGAGGAUGGAGUUCGGCCUGCUUGGGGAGCAGGGCCUGUUAGGCAGAAGAGUGAUUGCGGGUGGACGUGUCUAAUGACCGAAAAAUGGAAGUUGGUAGCUGGCCCGUGGUUACAGGCUGUCUCCAGGCUCCGGCUCGUUUCGGGGGAGGUGCCUGCAGGACCCAACAUACUCAAUGAGCUUCCAGCGCAAUGUCCGAUCGCUCGGGGCCGACUGCCAAGGGGAAGGAUGGAAAGAAGUAUUCUUCACUCAACCUGUUUGAUACGUAUAAGGGCAAGUCCUUAGAGAUCCAGAAACCCACUGUUGCCCCUCGCCAUGGCCUGCAGAGUCUCGGGAAAGUUGCCAUUGCUCGGCGUAUGCCACCCCCAGCCAACCUUCCAAGCCUGAAAGCCGAGAACAAAGGCAAUGACCCCAACGUCUCACUAGUCCCAAAAGACGGAACAGGAUGGGCAAGCAAACAGGAGCAGUCCGACCCCAAGAGUUCCGAUGCCUCAGCUGCUCAGCCGCCGGAAUCGCAGCCACUGCCGGCUUCACAGACGCCUGCCUCCAGCCAACCGAAACGCCCCCCGACAGCUCCCGAGAACGCACCUUCGGUUCCAAGCGGGGUAAAGUCCUGGGCACAGGCCAGCGGCACGCAUGGAGCACACGGAGAUGGUGGAAGGGCAUCAAACCUACUGUCGCGAUUCUCUCGCGAGGAAUUUCCGACCCUGCAGGCGGCUGGCGACCAGGACAAGGCUGCCAAGGAAAGGGAGUCUGCCGAGCAGUUGUCUGGGCCCGGACCAAGCCUCCGCCCCCAAAACUCUACAACCUGGAGGGAUGGAGGCGGGCGUGGCCCUGAUGAGCUGGAGGGCCAGGACUCCAAACUUCAUCAUGGUCACGAUCCCCGGGGGGCGCUGCAGCCCUCGGGCCCGCCCCAGUUCCCUCCUUAUCGCGGGAUGAUGCCGCCCUUCAUGUAUCCCCCGUAUCUCCCGUUCCCUCCACCCUACGGACCCCAGGGGCCUUACAGAUACCCCACUCCAGAUGGGCCCAGCCGUUUCCCCCGUGUGGCAGGUCCUCGGGGUGCAGGGCCACCAGUGCGCCUUGUGGAGCCUGUGGGUCGGCCUUCCAUUCUGAAAGAGGAUAAUCUCAAAGAGUUUGACCAGCUGGACCAGGAGAACGAUGACGGCUGGGCAGGGGCCCACGAGGAGGUGGACUACACUGAGAAGCUCAAGUUCAGCGAUGAGGAGGACGGGCGAGACUCCGAGGAGGAGGGCGCUGAGGGCCGCAAGGACGCCCAGCCAGCCGCCGGUGAGGAGCAGCCCCCUGAGGCCGAUGGCAGGAAGGGUGCUUCCCCGGGCAGCGAGCCGCCGCCGCCUCCCAAGGUGGCCUGGGCUGAGGCUUCGCGGUCGCCAGACGCCGACCCGGGGCCUCCUGCGCCCAAGCCUCCCCCGCCGCCUCCGCCACCGCCGCCGCACCGGGGCCCCGCCGGGAACUGGGGCCCACCUGGAGACUACCCAGAUCGCGGGGGUCCGCCCUGCAAGCCUCCUGCCCCCGAGGACGAGGAUGAGGCCUGGCGCCAGCGGCGGAAACAAUCCUCCUCGGAGAUCUCCCUGGCUGUGGAGCGCGCGCGGCGACGACGCGAGGAGGAGGAGCGGCGCAUGCAGGAGGAGCGCCGGGCGGCCUGUGCUGAGAAGCUCAAGCGUUUGGAUGAGAAGUUUGGGGCCCCCGACAAGCGACUCAAAGCAGAGCCAGUGGCCCCCCCUGCUGCUGUUGCUGCUGCUGCUGCUGCUACUGUCCCACCUGUGCUACCUGCGGUCCCCAAGGAGCUCCCUGCACCAGCCCCAGUACCAGCUGCAGCCCCAGAGAAAGAACUUGAGGAGCCAGCACAGGCGCCCCAUGUCCAGUCCACUCCCAGUCCAGGGGCGGCUCCUUCUUCUGCUCUGGCAAGUGGUGGUGGCACUGCCAGUAGCACCAGCAGUGGCAGCUUUGAAGCCAGCCCAGUGGAACCCCAGCUGCCUUCAAAAGAAGGGCCCGAAUCUCCCGAAGAGGUUCCUCCGCCUUCCACACCCCCGAUCCCAAAAGUGGAACCCAAGAGUGAUGGAGUGGGCGCUGCUCGGCCACCCCCCAGCCAGGGCUUGGGCUAUCCCAAGUACCAGAAGUCACUGCCACCUCGCUUCCAGCGGCAGCAGCAGGAGCAGCUCCUGAAGCAGCAGCAGCAGCAGUGGCAACAGCACCAGCAGGGCUCCACGCCGCCUGCUCCAGUGCCGCCGUCGCCACCACAGCCUGUGACCCUGGGGGCUGCGCCACCCCCUCCCAAGGCCCUGUACCCCGGGGCUCUGGGCCGGCCCCCACCCAUGACACCGAUGAACUUUGACCCCCGCUGGAUGAUGAUUCCGCCUUACGUGGACCCCCGGCUGCUCCAGGGCCGGCCGCCUCUGGACUUCUACCCACCUGGUGUGCACCCCUCUGGCCUGGUUCCCCGAGAGCGCUCAGAUAGUGGGGGCUCCAGCUCAGAGCCGUUUGAGCGCCACGCACCACCUCUCCUGCGGGAACGGGGAACGCCCCCCAUGGAUCCAAAGUUGGCGUGGGUGGGGGACGUGUUCGCCAACCCCUCUGCAGACCCGCGCCCGCUCACCUCGCCACUGCGCCAGGCGGCGGACGAAGAUGACAAGGGGCUGCGGAGCGAGACACCUCCUGUGCCUCCCCCACCGCCCUACCUGGCUGGUUACCCUGGCUUUCCGGAGAACGGAGCCCCCGGGCCUCCGCUGUCCCGAUUCCCUCUGGAGGAGCCCACUCCCCCGGUGCCCCGGCCACUCCCCUGGCCUGCGGGCAGUGAAGAGGUUGCCAAGAUACAAGCCCCGCCGCCUAAGAAGGAGCCCCCCAAGGAGGAGACUGUGCCCCUGCAGCCUCCAGUGGGGCCAGAAGCGGGCCGCAAGCCCACCCGGGCUGUGGGGGCCCAGGGCCCCCCACCGGUGCGCAGAGAGAGCCGCACUGAGACGCGCUGGGGCCCUCGGCCGGGCAGCAGUCGCCGCGGGAUCCCCCCAGAGGAGCUGGGCGCCCCUCCCCGCCGGGCUGGGCCCAUCAAGAAGCCGCCGCCACUGGCCACGAAAGUUGAAGAGCUGCCCGCUAAGCCGCCGGAGGGAGAUGAGCCCCCCAAGGGCCCGAAGCCAGAGCUGCUCAAGACGACCAAGGGGAAGAUGGGGCCCAAGGAGACUCCACCCGGAGGGCACCUGUCCCCUGCGCCACGGCUCCGCAGGGACUACUCCUACGAGAGAGUGGGGCCUCCCUCCUGCCGGGGCCGCGGCCGGGGGGAGUACUUCGCCCGAGGAAGGGGCUUCCGGGGGACCUACGGGGGCCGGGGGCGGGGGGCCCGCAGCCGAGAGUUCCGCAGCUACCGAGAGUUCCGCGGGGAUGAUGGGCGCGGAGGCGGGGCAGGGCCCCCGAGCCACCCCUCUGCCCCCCGCGGCCGCACUACCAGUGAGACCCGAAGUGAGGGCUCCGAGUACGAGGAGAUCCCCAAGCGGCGGCGGCAGCGGGGCUCGGAGACGGGCAGUGAGACCCAUGAGAGCGACCUGGCGCCCUCCGACAAGGAGGCGCCCCCCAGGGAGGGUGCAACGGCCCCAGCACUGCCCCUUGGCCCUGUGCUGGGCGUGCCCCCUUCACCGGCCCCGGCCCGCUUCCCUGCGGCCCGAGGCGGCCGGGUCUUCACCCCCAGAGGGGUGCCAUCCCGCCGGGGCCGGGGUGGAGGGCGGCCACCUGCCGUGUGCCCAGGCUGGAGUCCUCCAGGCAAGUCGCUGGUCCCAAAGAAGCUGCCCACAGGCCCCUUGCCCCCGAGUAAGGAGCCCGGAAAGGAGAAGCUACUCUCAGGGCCACUGUCGCCUGGGGCACGCGGAGCCGGUGGCCUGGAGGAUGGGGAGCGGCCUCGCCGGCGGCGGCACGGCCGGGCACAGCAGCAGGACAAGCCACCUCGCUUCCGCAGGUUGAAGCAGGAGCGCGAGAGCGCAGCCCGGGCACCUGAGGGCAAGACCCCUGUCCCAUCUCUGCCACCACCCAUGCCUGGGUCCGAGGAACCCUCGGCCACUGUCCCGGUGCCACCACCACCCCGCCGGGCAGCCGCCAAGUCCCCAGAUCUGUCCAACCAGAACUCUGACCAAGCCAACGAGGAGUGGGAGACCGCGUCGGAGAGCAGCGACUUUGCUAGCGAGCGCCGGGGUGACAAGGAGGCGCCUCCGCCUACACUUCUGACCCCAAAGGCUCUAGGGCCCCCCACGGGUGGUGCAGGUACCCCUGGGGGUGGCCUGGCCACCACAGCCCGUGGAGACCUCAGCCAGCGAGCCAAGGACCUGAGCAAGCGCAGCUUCUCCAGUCAGAGGCCAGGCAUGGAUCGGCAGAACCGGCGCCCAGGCCCCGGGGGCAAGGCUGGCGGAGGAGGCGGCGGCGGUGGUCCUGGGGGAAGGACAGGGCCAGGCAGAGGGGACAAGAGGAGCUGGCCUUCGCCCAAGAACCGGAGCCGCCCUCCAGAGGAGCGCCCCCCAGGGCUGCCCCUGCCUGCCCCACCACCCAGCAGCUCUGCUGUCUUCCGCCUGGACCAGGUUAUCCACAGCAACCCUGCUGGCAUCCAGCAGGCUCUGGCCCAGCUGAGCACCCGCCAGGGGAGUGUGACGGCCCCUGGGGGCCAUGCAAGGCCCAAGUCUGGGCCACCUCAGGCUCCACCAGGCUCGGUCCCCCGCCCCCCAACCCGAUUCGAGCCCCCAAGGCCCAGUGUUGGUGGCUCCGGUCCAGAGCCCCGCCUUGAAGAGCCAGCGCCAGGGCCCGUGGUGAGGGAGGCCAGCGGGGCUGCCCAGGACUGUGCUGGGACGAACAUCUUUUCCCUCAAGCGGCGGGAGCGGGAGCCGACACAGGAGGAGCCUCUGCCUGCUGCUCACAGCACUGCGUUCUUGGGCUCCAAGUCGGAGGCCCCUGGCUCUCAGGGGGACUCAAGAGACACUAGCACUGAGGCCCUGACGCCCCACCUCUGGGACCGGUUACACACUGCCACCAGCCGGAAGAGUUACCGACCUGGCUCAGUGGAGCCCUGGAUGGAGCCUCUGGGUCCAUUCGAGGACGUGGCCAGCACGGAGAUGAGUCAGUCUGACAGUGGGGUGGACCUGAGUGGGGAUUCCCAGGUGUCAUCAGGUCCCUGCAGCCAGAGAAGCUCCCCUGAUGGAGGACUCAAGGGGCCAGCAGAGGGACCCCCCAAGCGGCCCGGAGGCCCCUCACCCCUGAGUGCGGUGCCUGGUGAGGGGCCGCCCGGCACUGAACCCCCAGAGCCGCCUAGGAGACAAGCAGCCACCCCUCGCGAUGCGGAUCGGAAGGAGCCGCCCCGGGAGCAGCCUCUGCUGCCCGACCCCAUAGGCACAGAGCGGUCGCAGCGAGCAGAGAGGGGCCCGGAGACGGGCUCCGUGCGGCCAUCGCAUCGCCCGGGUCCUCCAGUUGCGCUGGGCCCAGGGGACAAGGACUCAGACCUGCGCCUGUCGGUGGGAGACGGCGGGAAAGCCGAGAAGGCGCUGGCGGCGGCCGUCACUGUCCCCAUCCCCAUCCCCGAGGCCGGGCCGCCGCCGGCGCCUCGGGACUGGGAGCUGCGCCCUGGCGGGCCCGCCUCUGCCGAGCCACAGGCCAGGAGCUUGGCGUCCGGGGGCCCAGAGCCCAGCGCCUCGGGCCAGCGCCUGCACCCCGAGGUCUUGUAUGGCAGCCCCGGGCCACCCGGCCCUCAGGUGUCCGGGGGAGCCGCGGACUCCCAGGUACACCCUGGCAACGUGAGCUUCCGCCCCGGCACGCCCUCGCUGCACCCCUACAGGUCCCAGCCCCUCUACCUGCCCCCAGGCCUGGCCCCACCCUCCGCGCUGCUCUCCGGGGUGGCACUCAAGGGCCAGUUCCUGGAGUUCUCAGCGCUGCAGGCCACGGAGCUGGGGAAGUUGCCGGCCGGCGUCCUCUACCCGCCGCCUUCCUUCCUCUACUCGCCCGCCUUCUGCCCCAGCCCCCUGCCGGACCCGCCCCUGCUGCAGGUGCGCCAGGACCUGCCGUCCCCCUCGGAUUUUUACUCUGCUCCAUUGCAGCCUGGUGGACAGAGCGGCUUCCUUCCUCCAGGGCCCCCUGCCCAGCAGAUGCUGCUGCCCAUGGUGGACUCGCAGCUGCCUGUGGUGAACUUCGGCUCCCUGCCGCCCGCGCCACCGCCCGCGCCGCCCCCACUCUCGCUGUUGCCCGUGGGCCCCGCUCUGCAGCCACCCAGCCUCGCCGUGCGGCCCCCGCCCACCCCCGCUGCUCGGGUGCUGCCUUCACCUGCCAGGCCCUUCCCCCCCAGCUUGGGACGUGCCGAGCUGCACCCGGUGGAACUAAAGCCGUUCCAGGACUACAGGAAGCUGGGCAGCGGCCUCGGAUCCGGGGGGUCCGGGUCUUCUCGAACUCCAGCUGCUGCAAGGGCCUUCCCUAGCCUCAGCUCGCGCCUCAAGGCCCCACCUUCCACCUACAGCGGUGUCUUCCGCACCCAGCGCAUCGACCUCUAUCAGCAGGCUUCCCCACCAGAUGCCCUGUGCUGGAUGCCGAAGCCUUGGGAGCGCACGGGCCCGCCACCUCGCGAGGGCCCUUCCCGCAGGGCCGAGGAGCCUGGGUCCCGAGGGGACCAGGAGCCUGGGUUGCCCCCACCCCGCUGAGGGAGCUCCUCGGCCUGCCCCCGCCCCCGGGGCUUGUAUAUAGACUAUAAAUAUAUAAGGGGGAGAGGGGUGGGCGGGGAGGGCUUGUGAGGCUGGAGCCUCGCUUCCCCUCCCCCCCUUCCUGUCCCCUAUCCCUGGGGCCGUUUGUUAAAAAAAGAGUAAUAAAAUAAUUUAAAAAAACA